Molecule: messenger RNA, 2877 nt
Organism: Odontomachus brunneus
Lineage: Eukaryota; Metazoa; Arthropoda; Insecta; Hymenoptera; Formicidae
Product: inhibitor of growth protein 1
Exons: 3
Coding region: 277-1194 (305 amino acids)
Biological process (GO): positive regulation of DNA-templated transcription
Cellular component (GO): nucleus
Source: RefSeq, a predicted model, not a curated record
CAGCCUCAAAAGCACUCCAAGUUGCAAUUCUAGGUACGAGUCUGCCGUAUCAGCCGGGAGAUCCAAUACACUUUAGUGGGGACGGUCGAGUAGUGGGAGAAAUCCCUCCAUCCGGGAUUGUAUUAAUUGUUUGUGAUCCGUUGAAGUAGUGUGCUCCGUAUAAAUAAUACGGGAAAUCGGAGAAGCGGCAUCGGUGCAUCUUUGUCGCGCGUCAUCGUUUGUACGUUGUGUGGUGUUUGAGAGAAAGUCAAAGAGAAGAGGGACAUCAACGCGACGAUGUUGAACCAGGCGGUAGUCGAGGCUUUGUAUUCUGCGACAUACAUCGAAAACUACCUGGAUUGUGUGGAAAAUCUGCCGAACGACCUGCAGAGACAUGUCUCCCGUCUACGGGAGCUAGACGCCACAUGUCAAACAUAUCUGCGUGAGGUGGACCAACAGCAAGAAAUAUUGUGCAGCGACUCAGAUAUAGCAAUUAAAAGAAGGGCAUUGGUGAGAAUACAACAAGCUCUGAUUGCAGCACAAGAAAUUGGCGAUGAGAAAUUAGACAUCAUUCAGCAAGUACAAGAUCUCAUAGAGAACAAAGCCAAACAGUUGGAGUUGGAUUAUCAGAAUUUAGAUUUUGGCAAAGAACAAGAGUGUUCCGAGUCUGCCCGCGAAUCGAAUAUUAGCAGCAACACAAAUAGCGCUGGUCAUGCAAACAACACAGAACGUCAGCCGAAGCGCGCUAGAAGAACGAGGACUGAAACUUUAGGAGAAUCAACACAUUCCAUGGACAUGUUGGUUAUGGCGGAGACGAGAUCCUCGACAUUGCCUAGCACAAGCAACGGAAGUCAAAAGAAGACGACUACAGCUGCCACCGGUAAAAAGAAAAAGAGGAAAUCUCGACAGGGCAAUCAGCAGAAUCAGCAUCGUGAAGAUACGCCUCCGCCGCCAGAGGAUGAUCUCGCUAUUGAUCCGGAUGAACCUACUUAUUGUUUAUGCGAUCAAAUAUCUUAUGGCGAAAUGAUCCUCUGUGAUAAUGACCUUUGUCCUAUAGAGUGGUUUCAUUUUUCUUGCGUCUCCUUGACCACUAAGCCUAAAGGAAAAUGGUUCUGUCCUAAAUGCCGUGGCGACCGACCCAACGUCAUGAAACCGAAAGCACAAUUCCUCAAGGAGCUGGAACGAUACAAUAAGGAGAAAGAGGAGAAGUCGUAGCAGGAGGAAAAUGCAGAAAGACUUAGAAGUUUUGGCAAAGUUAAUUGGACUUAAUUGGGAGAGAUUUCCGUGGAGUAUAAAAAUUUUAAUCUAGAAACGUGGAAUUAGAUUAAAAUCUCGUAUUCUCUCUACUGAAAUAUCUUGACUUAUUGAUAUAUAUAUAUAUACAUAUACACACACAACAUAUAUUCAUAUAUGUAUAUGUACAUGUUUCUGUAAAAUCAAUUCUUGCAUAUAACAAAGUUCACCGAUUACAAAAGAAUGGUGUCGAUUAUUCAAGCAAUAUUAUCGCUCUCUUAAUUUUAAAAAUAUAUUCAAAUGUCUCAUUUCCAAGUCAUAGAUAAUAAUUGAUUGUAUAUGUGUGUGUGUGUAUGUAUAUAUACACAUACAUAUAUGUAUAUAUAUACAUUUUAAUGUGUACAUAUAACAUAAUGUCAUUAAUAUUAGACACAAAACAGACUUUGUGCGUGAACGCACUUGUCGACAUUGAUCGAUAUUAGUAGGUUUAAUGUUUUCAUUACAUGAAAAUAUUAAAUAAAGUAAGUCAUAUAUAUAAGAUAUAAUGUGUAAAUGUAAUAAAAAGUGAAAAUAAGAGAGUAUGUAAAUAAUCAUAAAAGGUGCAUCAUUGAGAAACAAAUUAAAUAUAUAACGUUCAGAUAUAUUAUGUUAAGAAAUUGACAAUUGAAACAUAGACAAUUCUUUGGGUGCGCAGAAUUGGUAGAAGUGAAGAGUUUGUAGACAUACGUAAUUUUUUUUUGCAAAAUUUAUUAAUUCGGUACUAUAUCGAAUAUGACAUUCAUUUACAGUUUAACUUAAGCAUGAUUCUCUAUCGAUAAACGUCGAAUCCAAAACGAGUUACACUGUUUUCUUAUAUUUUACAUUGUUACAUCUGGUGAAAGGAGACUUUCCAUAAGCGAUUUACAAACUUUCAUAUUCUUUAACAUGAAUCAUCCACUUUCUUCAAGCUCGUCUAUAUUUAUAAAACAAUACGGCUUGCGUGCGGGAUUAAUAUAUGGUAAAACAUUGCGUUUGUACGAAUUUCAUCUUUUUUCCUUGUUUACGUGUUUCGCCAGAAGAGCGCCUAAAGUCUAGUUAUAAGAGCAGGAUAAUACAUACUGGUACUUAUAAAUGAUGAUCACAUAAGUUCACAGUGCGACUCCACGCGUCAUUUCCAGUUUUCUACAUUUUCAUUUUUUCUUUCGUCUGUAACAAAAUGAAAAUCGUGUAAACAUCAUGUCCGUAUGGAUAUAAAUUAGAAUGUGAAAUAUUCGACGCGAAGAACGUCGCCUCCUAUAACUUUGACAGUAUACACGACUCGAUUGAGAGAUCAUUGUUAUACGAUACGAGAAAAAUUUCUAUAUCAGAAUCGACGAUAGAUCUCUUAUGCAGAAUCCACUUUCAAAAAUUUGAAAUACAAUUUCAUCAAUUAACAAAAAAUUAAAAACAAUUAUAGUUUUUAUUAUAAGUUAACCAAAGUGAGAGAUUGGAAAUGACUGAGAUGAAUAAUUGAAAAUAAAUUAUAUAGAUGGAAAAGAUACAUUAUCGAACAAACAAAAGUGAUCUCAGAUUUAUUAUAUUUUGAAAUAAGUGACUUUUAUAUAGUUUAGUGUGAAACUUUAAAUUAUUAAGUCGUUCAAGAAAAAUUUUACAAUAAUAUAAUUGAAAUAAACAAUUUUGAUAUUU